Molecule: messenger RNA, 1355 nt
Organism: Misgurnus anguillicaudatus (oriental weatherfish)
Lineage: Eukaryota; Metazoa; Chordata; Actinopteri; Cypriniformes; Cobitidae
Source: RefSeq, a predicted model, not a curated record
CGUCAGACUUUCCGUAUCACAUCCGCUUAAAAAGGUACAAACUAAUCUUGUUUACAUGAAAUAAGCCUGCUCCCGAGCAGGUUUGAGCUUACGGACCUGUUGCUAUGACAGCAAGUUUAGAAUGAGCUUCGAAGAACCAAAUAAUCCAACAUCAUGCCAAAUCAUCAACAAUCAAAUCCAGCUAACUGAGUUAGCGACGUACGAAGAACGGGCCCCUGCAUUGGGUUUGUUGUUUACUGCACUGCUGUCAUAAUUCAAUAAUGAUAAUUCACUAAAUGUUGGUGUAUGUAAAGAUGGUGUAAGCCCACUUUGACAGAUGAAUGAUGACAUUUUGUGAAUUUUCUAGACUAAAAUAAAUGAUAAUUUAAGACCCUGCUAGACUUGAUUACCAAAUGUGUUGCCCCCCUCUUCAGUUUCUGGGUAACCCAGUGUGUGAGGAUGUCCCUCAGAUUGAAGAUCCAGAGUUGACUGCAAGUCUUGAAACACGUCUUCAAGAGUUGAGGGGUGCUCUUACCUCAUUUGAGUAUCCGGUGGCAACAGAACAGACGGUGUGGGCACAACGACAGGUGUUUGCUGAUGCAAGAGCAAAAACAGCUAGGCCAGUGCUCCUUGAUGCCAAACUCUCAGCUGAAAGAGCCAUCAAGCAUAUUUGCAACAAAUGCCAUGCUGGAGAGGCUUUCAUUAGGUGCCUGGAUUGUGUUCCUCUGGACAUGGAGUUUCUAUGUGGAAGCUGUGACAUAGAGGCCUACAGAAAGAAUGUGUUUCACAACAGGGAGGCAAUAUUUCAUGGCUACUUGGAGCCUAUUCCCCAUACAACGGCUGUGGUGUUGGAUGACAAUGGCCAGCCUCACUUUUGUGAGCAGGUAUGUCAAUUGCCCUUGCCCACACACAGGGCAAUAUGUGAGUGCACCCAUGAGAUUGAGGUCACCACUGGAAAGCAUAUUUCAGUGGUCACCAUGGCGGGACGAUAUGAUGUCUGUUUGCCCCGUAAGGUUUGCCCUACCUGCUUAGCAGAAUGGACUCCGGGGGUGAAAGACCUUCUGAACUACCGUUACUGGCCAAGCACCACCAGCUGCCAGACACUGUACCGUUUUGAUGUCUUUGAAGCUUUUGCACACAUGAAGGUAUCUGCUCCUUCAAUGUCUACUGGAGCACCAAUCUGUUCAGGCUGGAAGGCCAGGAAAUAUCUGUGCAGACACCUUUCAGAAAAGCUUUUUUGAAUAUUGUUUUUGCAAACACACAGAAGAGAUGAUGUGCGAAGUCAAUAGCUUUCAUUGUCCAGCAUGUCACCCAGACAUGUUGGCGGUAUGUUGCGAUGGGAAUCGCAAACAUUAUCGGUUUAGAAAAUCAAGGGG